Paramecium primaurelia is the source of this 2036-nucleotide messenger RNA. The record is from the annotation of a GenBank genome assembly. Lineage: Eukaryota; Ciliophora; Oligohymenophorea; Peniculida; Parameciidae.
AUGAAGGUCUGUAAAAUAGUUUUAUACUUUGCAGUAAUCAUAGUUUGUUUAUCAGCUCUUAUAGGAAUCUACUUAGGUAAACCUAAUAAAAUUGCUAGAGGUUUUGAUAGUGAUUGUAAAUAAUAAUUAAUUCAAACUAUUAGCUUAUGCUUGUGGUGUAGAUCCAGGUUUGGAAGAUUAUCCAUAUGCUUAUUUUGUUAAUCCUGUUCCAGAAUAUAAAUAUCGAAUUGUAUGUGUAAAAUAAUGUCCAACAUCUGAUACAUAAGAAUUAGAAUGUGCUCCCAAUACAUAAAUACCAGAUUGUAAGAAAUAAACAACAGUGUUAUACCCUGAAAAAAUGGUAAGUUAUUAUGAGUCAUUUAAAUACAAAGGAAAUGUUUGUAUGCCUACUUCAUUAGAAUAUUAUCAAGGAGUUAAAGAUUUCUCAUCUCCUGGAAUGAUAGGGAUGAUUAUUAAUGAUGUAAUGUAAACAUGGCAUAUCAUUGCAAUAAUCAGUUUUUUCAUAAUAGUUAUUUGUACUAUCUUGUUGGAUUAAUUAAAAGUAAAUACAACAUAUGUAGUAUGGGCAUUCUCUUUAUUUUCUUUACUUAUUGUUGGAGUUAUUGGAAUCUAUUUCAUUUCUUAAUGGAAUUUUGCAAGAAAUUAUGAAACUGAAUAGGCUAUUAUUAAUAAUUUCAAGGUUGAUGAAGAUUAUAUAUAUAAAAUGACUAAUAAACCUAAUGAAAUUGUUAAUUUUGUAUUUGGAAUCAUUUUUGUAUUUGCUUUUUUAUAUGGAACAUAUUGGUUAUACAAAAAUUCUGAUAGAGUUUAAGAUUUAGCAGAUAUAUUUGAAUAUGUUGAAAUAUUUAUGGCAGAUAAUAAAUUUCUACUACCUUUAAAUUAUGUAUUCUUAGGAUUCUUAAUUUCAUUCUUAUUACUUUUAUUACUUACUUGUUUGUAAAUUAUUUAUAAUUAAAUUAGGUUUCUAGGUUCAACAUUUAAAUUAAAAAAUGAUUAAAAUUUAGGUCCAUUUGAAAAAAUUGAAUUAAAUACUAUAAUUUCACUCUCUACAAGUUCAGUAUUUAUUUUUGUAAUAUGGAUUAUUUAUGUUAUUAAUGGUUGUUAUUAAUCAAUCAUAUUUAGCAAUUUUAAAAUUUGGAUUAAUAAUAUGAUUUCUUAAAAUCAAAUUUAAAAUAGAGAUUCUCUUGAAUUAGGUAUGUUGAUACUUUACUGUUCUAAUGCUAUUAAAAAUUUAAAUUUAUAAGUUAUUAGUAAGAUCUCAUUUAUAUUAUUGUUUUCACCAAUUAAAUUUAUUUUAGAUUUUAUCAAAGAUACUAUAGAUAAUAUAUUUAAAAUAAGAUGCAAUCCAUUUAAAUCAUUAUCAAGUAAUAUUAAAUAUUAAUAUAAUAAAAGCUAUUGAAGAAGUGUUAUAUUAUGAAGUUGAUCUAAAUUAAGAUAAUAUUACUAAUGCUAUUUAAAAAGUAAAGGAUUCUUUAGAAAUUAAUGAAGAUGGGGAAGCCUUGAAUACUUUUGAAAUAAUAAGAAAUAUCAAUGACUUCUUUUUAUUGAUUGUAAAGGUUUUUGCUUGCCUUAUUUGUGUUACUUUAUUUUUGGGUAUACUAUUUAUGAUAAAUUCAAUUAAAUAACAAUUUCCUAUACUCUAAUAAAGUAUCUAGAUUAAUCUAUAUUAACCUAUGAUACCUGCUUUUAUUGUUGGAAUCAUUGGGUAUACUAUAUUAUAAAUAUUAAAGAUAUUAAGUUGCAUAAAUCUAUUUCUGUUAGUACUCUGUUGUUCAAUGUUUUGGGUAUGCAUAUAUUGCUGCCUAGACUCAAACUUAGAGGGAUUAUCAAAUUUAUAAAGACAAUUAUUAAGGAAUAUAAAAUCAAUCAUUAGCAGAAUUUCAAUAAUCUAAUAUAUAAAGUUAAAUUAGAUACUAAAAUUUGAAGACAAGAUUUCCAGUAUUAAUAAAAUAAUAUUAUCUUAGGAAUUAAAAUAAAUGAUAGAAAGAAGUCUUCCAAGUUUUUAAGUGAGAAACUAAAAUAUAAACAAUGUUUGA